UUUUGUUGGGGAGCUACCUUGGAAACAAUGGGAAGAGGGUUGGACUGCGUUUUGUCAAAGGCUUUGAAGGACUUCCAUGCGCUUGUUUGCCUGUUUUUUACGCAAAGCAAGUAAUGAAGCAAAAAAAGGGCGGGGGGGCGGAGGGUCCUCUGAGAUACGCGGAGACGCCAAAGCCCGGUGCGCGUAAGACGCGACUGCGCUGUAACUCGCCGUACCUGCGGGCUCUCUGGGGGGUCCGACUUGAAACAAACUCUAAAAUUAAAAUUAAAAUUAAUAACGCACCGAUUCCUGAGUACACGGGGGAGGGGGGGGCUGGGCUUUUAAUUUUUUAAUAACUCAUUCAUUAUGAGUGCGCUUUCCCGUGAAAUCCGACAGGGGGCUCUGUGUUUAAAGUUUACGAGCUAGACUCUAGAGGUUGCGUCCGUGGAAUGGAGGGAGAGAGAGAGAGAGAGAGAGAGAGAAAAGAGGGCGGUGGGGGGACCGGUAUAUAAGCGCGCGAGCGCAGCACACACUCAGCGCGCGGAGCGCAGUCAGGACUGGGAGGUGCGGGCGCGCGCGGUUGGGUGCGAAGACGCGCUCCGCCGUGUCCCUGUGUCUCUGUGUCUCUGUCUGUGUAUGUGUGCGCGUCCGUAUCCGUAUCCGCACCCGCGCGUGUGUGUAUGUGUCUCUGUGUGUGUUCCUGCCGAGCGCCACCUCCUGCGACAGAGAACUCGAUGAAGGAGCGGAGGGGUCCGCAGCAGCAGGCAGCAGCGCACGGCGGCAUGGACGCGGGUCCGAGUGUCAAGUGUAAGAUCGUGGUGGUGGGAGACAGCGAGUGCGGCAAGACCGCGCUGCUGCACGUCUUCGCCAAGGACUGCUUCCCCGAGAACUAUGUGCCCACGGUCUUUGAGAAUUACACGGCCAGUUUUGAAAUCGACACACAGAGGAUUGAGCUCAGUCUGUGGGACACUUCAGGGUCGCCGUACUACGACAACGUGAGGCCGCUCUCGUACCCGGACUCCGACGCCGUCCUCAUCUGCUUUGACAUCAGCCGGCCGGAGACACUGGACAGCGUCCUGAAAAAGUGGAAGGGGGAGAUCCAGGAGUUCUGCCCCAACACCAAGAUGCUUCUGGUGGGCUGCAAGUCAGACCUGCGCACAGACCUCACCACGCUGGUGGAGCUCUCCAAUCACAGGCAGACGCCAGUGUCAUAUGACCAGGGCUCCAGCAUGGCCAAGCAACUGGCCGCACCCUACAUCGAGUGCUCGGCCCUGCAGUCGGAGAACAGCGUGCGGGACAUCUUCCACGUGGCCACCCUGGCCUGCGUCAACAAGGGCAACAAGCACAUGAAGCGCGGUAAAGCCGCGCGGGCCCCCAAGCGCAUCUCCCACGUGGCCGGCCGCUCCGACCUGGCGGCCGUGUCGCCCGACCUGCGCAAGGACAAGGCCAAGAGCUGCACGGUCAUGUGACGGCCGGUGAAGGCAGAGCGGGGUGUAAGGCCGACCGCCCCUCCCCUUCCUCGUGCACCCCACCCCGCCCCCGCCGACAUGCGCACGCAAACGUGGUGGCAGGUGGCGUGGCGGCUCUUCCUGCACUUUAAAUCGUCUUCUUCCUCCCGGAGUCGGCGGCCGGUCCUCGCGCGGCUGGAAUAUGCGGUGCCGUGGGGGGGGACUCCGGCGGACGCACGUCCGACGAGAUGCAUUUAUCCAAGCUGCCCCGCCCCCACCCCCACCCCCACCCCAGGAUGCAACACCCCAAGAAGAAGCUGCGUUGGCUCCUGUUGACUUGUCGACUCACCCUUUUCCCACCCCUGUAAUUUGCAUAUCGGGGGUUGAGGGCAAAGAGGUCGUGGCCUCACCGGAUCUCGAGACGAGCGAGGGAGGAGGCGUCGGCAACUUCCUUUUUACGAUUUUCUUUCUUUUUGUAUAAAAAAAAAAAGUGAAACAAUGGCGCGAGACGAUUCCGACAGACAGCUUGCUCCUCAGGGCCGAGAGGCCGCUCCUUCGCCCUCGGACGGCCCGAACAAAGAAACCCGUUUUCUCGCACGAGUCUUCGGGCCGCGACCGUGAGACGGAGGGGAUCGUUGACGCGAAACGACGGCGAAUCACUGUGGUUUAGAUCAACUUUUCUGGGAUUCAUCCUGUUUUUUUUUUUUUUUUUUUUUUUUUUCCUUGUAUGUCCCGUCCCCCCCCAGCUUUCGUUGACACCACCGAUGGAUGAAACCUUAACCGCGUCUCUUCCAUUAGAGCUCCAAUUGUGUUGAGCACCAUCGUUCACCCGAGAUCUCUUCUGCUCGCGUUCACACCUCCAAGGACAUUGUGCCCUGAUGGUUUCUAACCAAAGAUGUUGAGUGUGUUGAAAUCCCCGGAGCUGCCCUGUGUGUUUUUGUCAUUUAAGUCAGCAAAGCCUUGACCGGUCCCCAUAGUAACAGGGUAUUGUAUGAUAAACGGUGGGAGUGUUUGCAUGCGUCACCAGCGCCGGUGCUGCAGUGCGGCCGACGGGCUCCUCGCCGUGCCGUGACCGUAAAGCCCGCUCUCCGCUUUGUUUGUUCGCCGGGUGUCCUCGUCCUCGACUAUGCAAUACGUUCGUUUUUCAGAUCCAUCUUCAUGAUCAGCGCACACACUCGCGCGCGCACACACACACACACACUCAGUGGUUCUGGCUGAAGGUCACACUUAAGGUUUGUUUGACGGGGGGUUUCUGUUCUAUGGAAACAGCUUUUUUUUUUUCUUUUUUCCCCUUUUCUUUUUAAAGCGUUUUGAGUCUCAAACGUGCUAGAAACCCUGCUGCACUUCUGUUUGUCUUCGCAAACAUGGCGAAAGGCGUUCCGCACAACCGGAGACGUUUCCAAAGGGCCCAGCACUUCCCUCAAAGGCAGUAUUAUCAGUUAGCCUGCAUACGCUUUCUCUAUUUAAGUGUUUAUU
This is a messenger RNA of Scleropages formosus (Asian bonytongue), 2903 nucleotides long. Its product is annotated as rho-related GTP-binding protein RhoE-like. Gene Ontology annotation, molecular function: GTPase activity; GTP binding. Lineage: Eukaryota; Metazoa; Chordata; Actinopteri; Osteoglossiformes; Osteoglossidae. The coding region runs from base 660 to 1448 and encodes 262 amino acids. Gene Ontology annotation, biological process: small GTPase-mediated signal transduction. The transcript is spliced from 5 exons. The record is from RefSeq and is a predicted model, not a curated record.